GCCCCAUUUGCUUCCUCAUUCUCGUAGGUCGCUAGUUUCAUUCUCGUGACCGUAUAUGCUCUUUUUGGGGUCAAAUUGUAUUUUGUCCGUUCAUAAAAGUCGUCCGGUUGCUGCAGUUGCAGCUCUGCUAGCACGCCAGCGUCGUCCUCGCGAUCGCUUUGAAAGUCGCACCAUCGGUCGCCGUACGUUGGGCUGUUCGCUACCGGUUUCUGGGCACACCAGUGUUGGAGCUCAGCACUGUGUAAUAUUUCUCACAAAACAAGUUACUGUUAAAUAAUUUCUCUCUCCUCCUUAUCCUACCUACCGUUUCCCGAUGCGUCAGCAUGAACCACCCAUAGUCACACAGGUGGCCGGACCCCAGGGGCGUCGCUUGGAGGCCGCACACUUGCC
Molecule: messenger RNA, 390 nt
Organism: Amoebophrya sp. A120
Lineage: Eukaryota; Dinophyceae; Syndiniales; Amoebophryaceae
Source: the annotation of a GenBank genome assembly